This is a messenger RNA of Talaromyces rugulosus, 1662 nucleotides long. RefSeq lists its product as uncharacterized. Gene Ontology annotation, biological process: lipid metabolic process. Gene Ontology annotation, cellular component: membrane. NCBI's taxonomy places the organism in Eukaryota, Fungi, Ascomycota, Eurotiomycetes, Eurotiales, Trichocomaceae. The coding region runs from base 1 to 1662 and encodes 553 amino acids. The record is from RefSeq and is a predicted model, not a curated record. The transcript is spliced from 2 exons. Gene Ontology annotation, molecular function: oxidoreductase activity, acting on paired donors, with oxidation of a pair of donors resulting in the reduction of molecular oxygen to two molecules of water.
AUGAGCGACCCCAAACGAGCCGGUCUGGCGGACCGUAGACAGAAGAUUCUCUCGCGGCGAGAGAUCGAGGGCAUGAUUGCUGACGGCCGACAUGUCUUUAUUUUUGACAACCGGGUGUUGAAGGUGGAUGCAUGGAUGAAGUUUCACCCUGGCGGUCAACAUUCAAUCAAGCACAUGGUCGGUCGAGAUGCGACGGAUGAGAUAAAUGCAUUGCACUCAAAAGAAGCCCGCCAGCGCAUGCUCCCGUAUCAGGUCGGACGAAUCGAAGGCCGAUGGACCAAUUUCCUACCGCCUAUCCAAGGAGGACACUUCCGCCCUUACGACCCGAAUGAAGCCUCAUCAGAUGAUUCAAGCGAAACGAGUACACGGUCGUCAUCUCCCGUGUUUGAUAACCCCCUAGAGGAGGGUACUACACGCCAAAGAAAGAGCUCGGUCUCGACAGCCGCGUCGUCUGCGCCGUCGACCCCAUCCGACGAAAAGACAGACGAGUGGCGCCCUUCAUUCCUUGACGCUCGAACGCAGGAAGAGAUUGUGUUUGACCUCGGAAAGUACCCUUCCCUCAAGCCCGAUGUACAGGAUUUUAUUGUCGAAAAGUACCGAGAACUGGGCCAACGAAUCGCUGCCGAAGGUCUGUAUGACUGUAAUUACUGGGCCUACUUCAGAGAGAGCUGUCGCUACAGCGUCCUCGCUGCGCUUUCCUACACUUUUCUUCGACUCGGCUGGUAUUGGACAUCGGCAUUUUUUCUGGGAUUCCUAUGGCAGCAGCUUGUGUUUACUGUCCAUGAUGCCGGCCACAUGGGCAUUACACAUGACUUUCAGUUUGACUCGACCCUUGGCAUGACGAUUGCCAGCUACAUUGGCGGACUGAGUCUAUGCUGGUGGAAACACAACCACAACGUACACCACAUCGUGACCAAUGAGCCUGAACACGACCCCGACAUUCAGCAUAUGCCUUUUUUCGCCAUCUCGCACCGUUUUCUCAACAGCCUCCGCAGCACAUACUACGAACACAUCAUGGUCUUUGACGCUGGGGCCAAGAUAUUUUUGAAGUAUCAAAACUAUUUGUAUUAUGUGCUCCUCCUCUUUGGCCGAUUCAACCUGUAUGUGUUGGUGUGGUCGUACUUUCUUUCGAGCAAAGCGCCGAAGAAGGGUCCUGCUUGGUGGCACGUGUAUUAUGAACUUACUGGACAAGUCUUUUUCUGGUACUGGUACGGAUACUGCGUGGUCUACGGCUCGAUCCCGGACUGGCCCAACCGGAUCAUGUUCGUUUUGAUCUCUCAUCUGGCGCAGUCGCCCUUGCACCUGCAGAUCACGCUGUCGCACUUUGCCAUGUCGACGGCCGACCUGGGCAUCCACGAGUCGUUUCCUCAGAAAAUGCUGCGCACGACCAUGGACGUCGACUGUCCGCCGUGGCUAGACUUUAUCCACGGUGGACUUCAAUUCCAGGCCAUUCACCAUUUGUACCCGCGUAUCCCGCGGCACAAUCUGCGACGCACGCAGACCCUGGUAUUGGAAUUCUGCCGCGAGGUCAAUGUGCCAUAUGCCAUCUUCACAUUUACCGAUGGGAACAAGGAGGUCAUUUCGCGGCUGGGCGAGGUGGCCAAGCAGGUGCGCAUGCUGGAGGAGUGUCGCAAGGCUGUUUCGCGCGAGUUGGUGCAUUAA